Messenger RNA from Suncus etruscus (white-toothed pygmy shrew), 1786 nucleotides. It is a transcript of the gene PSMD12, whose product is annotated as proteasome 26S subunit, non-ATPase 12. The record is from RefSeq and is a predicted model, not a curated record. The coding region runs from base 60 to 1430 and encodes 456 amino acids. The transcript has 11 exons. Lineage: Eukaryota; Metazoa; Chordata; Mammalia; Eulipotyphla; Soricidae. Gene Ontology annotation, cellular component: cytoplasm; nuclear proteasome complex; proteasome regulatory particle, lid subcomplex.
UUCCGGUGUGGCUCAGACUUGGUGAUCGGAGCAAAGAGACAGACGCGCGGGCUGGGACCAUGGCGGACGGAGGGUCGGAGCGCGCGGAUGGGCGCAUCGUGAAGAUGGAAGUGGACUACAGCGCCACGGUAGACCAGCGUCUGCCCGAGUGCGAGAAGCUGGCCAAGGAAGGAAGACUUCAAGAAGUCAUUGAAACUCUUCUCUCCUUGGAAAAGCAAACUCGUACUGCUUCUGAUAUGGUGUCCACAUCCCGGAUCUUAGUUGCAGUCGUAAAGAUGUGCUAUGAAGCUAAAGAAUGGGAUUUACUUAAUGAAAAUAUUAUGCUUUUGUCAAAAAGACGAAGCCAGUUAAAGCAAGCUGUUGCAAAAAUGGUUCAACAGUGCUGUAUUUACGUUGAGGAAAUCACAGACCUACCCAUCAAACUUCGAUUGAUUGAUACUCUACGAAUGGUCACAGAAGGAAAGAUUUAUGUUGAAAUUGAACGUGCUCGACUAACUAAAACUUUAGCAACUAUUAAGGAGCAAAGUGGUGACGUGAAGGAGGCAGCCUCCAUUUUACAGGAGUUACAGGUGGAAACCUACGGAUCCAUGGAGAAGAAAGAGAGAGUGGAGUUUAUCCUGGAGCAGAUGCGGCUCUGCCUUGCUGUAAAGGAUUACAUUCGUACACAGAUCAUCAGCAAGAAAAUCAACACCAAAUUCUUCCAGGAAGAAAAUACAGAGAAAUUAAAGUUGAAAUACUAUAACUUAAUGAUUCAGCUGGAUCAACACGAGGGAUCCUAUUUGUCUAUUUGUAAGCACUACAGAGCAAUAUAUGACACUCCCUGUAUACAGGCCGAGAGUGAAAAGUGGCAGCAGGCCCUGAAAAGUGUUGUUCUCUAUGUUAUCCUGGCUCCUUUUGACAAUGAACAGUCAGAUUUGGUUCAUCGAAUAAGUGCUGACAAGAAGUUGGAAGAAAUUCCUAAAUACAAAGAUCUCUUAAAACUUUUCACAACAAUGGAGUUGAUGGGUUGGUCUACACUUGUGGAAGACUAUGGAAUGGAGUUAAGGAAAGGUUCUUUGGAGAGUCCUGCAACUGAUGUGUUUGGUCACACAGAGGAAGGUGAAAAACGGUGGAAAGACUUGAAGAACAGAGUUGUAGAACAUAAUAUUAGGAUAAUGGCCAAGUAUUACACGAGGAUAACAAUGAAGAGAAUGGCACAACUUCUGGAUCUCUCUGUUGAUGAAUCCGAGGCCUUCCUCUCAAAUCUUGUGGUCAACAAGACCAUCUUCGCUAAAGUAGACCGAUUGGCGGGAAUUAUCAAUUUCCAGAGGCCCAAGGAUCCAAAUAACUUAUUAAAUGACUGGUCUCAGAAACUGAACUCGCUGAUGUCCCUCGUUAACAAGACCACGCACCUCAUAGCCAAAGAGGAGAUGAUUCAUAAUCUACAAUAGGCUCUCAUUGCCCUGACUACUUUAGAAAAGAGUUAAGAUGGGAAGUGAUUAAAAAAGAAAGAAAAGACUCGUGGUGUGUAUGUUUGGGGUUUAUUUGGCUUUUUUGUUUUUAAUUCUUUUCCUUCUCUAAAAUUUUCAAGACUCAAGGCCCUCUUUGUACCUUUUGAUUCUGUGAUUUCUGUUGAAAACUUGGCAUUUUCGGUUGAUACAAAUAUUUACAUUAUCUGAGAUUGAGAGUGCUCAAAACCUUGUGUCAAGCCAAGCACAUUUUUUUUUAUCAUUUGAAAUCUUUUUAGCUACAUGUUUUUUGUUCAGCAAACAACCAUUAUUGUAAUAAAAGCAAUACAUAUAUGUUA